This is a messenger RNA of Colossoma macropomum (tambaqui), 4365 nucleotides long. It is a transcript of the gene aldh1l2, whose product is annotated as aldehyde dehydrogenase 1 family, member L2. Gene Ontology annotation, molecular function: aldehyde dehydrogenase (NAD+) activity; formyltetrahydrofolate dehydrogenase activity. Lineage: Eukaryota; Metazoa; Chordata; Actinopteri; Characiformes; Serrasalmidae. The transcript is spliced from 23 exons. Gene Ontology annotation, biological process: one-carbon metabolic process; 10-formyltetrahydrofolate catabolic process; biosynthetic process. Gene Ontology annotation, cellular component: cytoplasm. The coding region runs from base 90 to 2861 and encodes 923 amino acids. The record is from RefSeq and is a predicted model, not a curated record.
CAUCGCUCUUCAGAAAGCAGGUGUGCGCGUCUCAGAGCCCACUGCUGAGUUCGGCUCUUCAGAUUUGUGGAUUUUGCAGGGGUUUAGCCAUGCUGAGGGCGGCCAACACGAUCCGCAGGACCUUUUCUACAAGCUCCGCCUACUACCAAAAUAAACUGAAGCUGGCCCUGAUUGGCCAGAGCCUCUUUGGUCAGGAAGUGUACACAAACCUCCGGAAGCAAGGCCAUAAAGUGGUGGGGGUGUUCACCGUUCCAGAUAAGGAUGGCAAGGCAGACCCACUUGCUGUGGCGGCGGAGAAGGACGGCACACCGGUGUUUAAGUUCCCCCGCUGGCGUGUGAAAGGGAAGCCAAUCCCCGAGGUGGUGGAGACUUACAAGGCUGUGGGCGCUGAGCUCAACGUCCUGCCAUUCUGCUCCCAGUUUAUCCCCAUGAAUGUGAUCGACCACCCCAAACACGGCUCCAUCAUCUACCACCCAUCCCUCCUCCCGAAACACAGAGGAGCCUCUGCCAUCAACUGGACUCUGAUUGAAGGUGAUAAGAAGGCCGGCUUCUCCAUAUUCUGGGCUGACGAUGGCUUGGACACCGGUCCUGUUCUGCUGCAGAAGCAAUGUGCAGUGGAGCCCAAUGACACAGUGGACACGCUGUACAACCGCUUCCUCUUCCCAGAGGGAAUCAAGUCCAUGGUGGAGGCUGUGCAGCUCAUUGCCGAUGGCAAAGCUCCCAGGAUCCCUCAACCCGAGGAGGGGGCGAGUUACGAGGGAAUCCAAAAGAAAUCUAAUGCCAAGGUGAACAUGGCUCAGCCUGCCGAAGUUAUUCACAACUGGAUUCGUGGCCAUGAUAAAGUUCCAGGAGCGUGGGCUGUCAUUGAUGGGCAGCCGGUUACACUUUAUGGCUCGUCGUUGCUGAGCAGCCCAGUUCCUGCAGGUCAGCCGCUGGAAGUGGAGGGAGCGUCUCAGCCUGGACUCAUCACCAGCUCAGGCCUUGUGCUCUUUGGCUCUGAUGGGAAAGCGCUCCAGGUAAAAAGUCUACAGUUUGAAGAUGGAAAGAUGAUUCCAGCUGCAAAGUACUUCUCAUCAGGAGAUACUACCAGCAUAGAGCUCACUGAGGAGGAGAGGAAGAUGGCAGAGGAGAUCAGGGUGAUCUGGAAGGGCAUUCUGAGCAACGUGCCAGUAAUUGAGGACACAACUGAUUUCUUUAAGUCUGGGGCUGCAUCUAUGGAUGUGGUCAGGCUGAUAGAAGAGAUCAAGCAGAAGCGUGCAGAUAUUCAGCUGCAGACUGAGGACGUGUACAUGGCCACCUCCUUCCACGAGUUCAUCCAGAUGUUUGUACGGCGUCUGAGAGGGGAGGACCAGGAGGAGGAGCUGGUCAUCAACUAUGCAACAAAAGACAUUAAUAACAUGACCCUGAAGAUGCCCUAUCAGUGUUUCAUCAACGGGAAGUUUGAGGAUGCAGAAAAUGGCAAAACAUAUGACACUGUCAACCCCACUGAUGGCUCUGUGAUCUGUAAGGUUUCAUUUGCCUCUGUGGCAGAUGUAGAUAGAGCAGUGGCUGCAGCUAAAGAGGCCUUUGAGACUGGCCCCUGGGGCAGGAUGAACCCUCGCGACCGUGGCAGACUGCUAUACAAACUGGCUGACCUCAUGGAGGAGCAUCAAGAGGAGUUGGCUACUAUUGAGGCCAUAGACUCAGGAGCUGUGUAUACACUAGCACUGAAAACUCAUGUAGGAAUGUCCAUACAAACCUUCAGAUACUUCGCGGGCUGGUGUGACAAGAUCCAGGGCACAACAAUACCCAUCAACCAGGCCAGACCCAACCGCAACCUGACCUUCACCAAGAAAGAACCACUGGGAGUAUGUGCUAUUGUGAUCCCAUGGAACUACCCUUUAAUGAUGCUGGCCUGGAAGAGUGCAGCUUGUUUGGCAGCUGGAAACACACUCGUCCUAAAACCUGCACAGGUGACUCCUUUAACAGCACUGAAGUUUGCUGAGUUGACAGUUAAAGCAGGGAUUCCUAAAGGUGUCAUCAACAUCAUACCAGGAUCAGGUGGUCUAGUAGGACAGAGGUUGUCUGAUCACCCUGAUAUUCGUAAACUGGGCUUCACUGGCUCCACCCCCAUUGGCAAACAGAUUAUGAAAAGCUGUGCAGUCAGUAAUUUGAAGAAGGUCUCCCUGGAGCUGGGUGGUAAAUCCCCUCUCAUCAUCUUCAGCGACUGUGACAUGGACAAGGCUGUGAGGAUGGGCAUGAGCUCUGUAUUCUUCAACAAGGGAGAGAACUGCAUAGCUGCGGGCAGGCUGUUUGUGGAAGAGUCCAUUCAUGAUGAGUUCAUCGCACGAGUGGUUGAGGAGAUUAAGAAGAUGAAGAUUGGAGAUCCUCUGGACCGCUCCACAGACCAUGGCCCCCAGAACCAUAAGGCCCACCUGGAUAAGCUGGUGGAGUACUGUGACAUUGGGGUGAAGGAAGGUGCCACAUUGGUCUACGGAGGAAAACAGGUUGACCGACCUGGAUAUUUCAUGGAGCCCACAGUGUUCACAGAUGUAGAGGAUCACAUGUUCGUUGCUAAGGAGGAAUCAUUUGGCCCCGUCAUGGUGGUGUCCAGAUUUAAAGAUGGUGAUGUGGAUGGAGUGCUAAAUAGAGCAAACGACACCGAGUUUGGUCUGGCCUCUGGAGUCUUCACACGGGACAUCAACAAAGCCAUGUACGUCAGUGAGAGACUGGAGGCUGGAACUGUGUUUGUCAACACAUACAACAAGACGGAUGUGGCUGCGCCCUUCGGAGGCUUCAAGCAGUCUGGCUUUGGGAAGGACCUUGGUGAGGAAGCUCUUCAUGAGUAUCUCCGGACCAAAGCGGUGACGGUGGAGUACUAAGAGAAAACCUGCUGCUGCUACUGGACUUUGGGCUGGACUGCCAAGCAGUGGACGGAACUGCAGCUCGCACGCUUCAUCCGCCAACUUGCUUGGGCUUUCGCUCAGAACUGGUUUGAUCAGGGGGUUAAAAAAAGCACUCCCUGCCAAGACUUUACUUUCGUGCCUACGUUUUCUAUCAGUUUGUCUCCAGAACAUGCCUUUCUGCUCGGAGGGGGAAACGUUAGUUUUCCGUGCCAAGGCAGCUCAAAGACAUCCAAUAGUACCGUGCGAAAAACAUGGAUCAUUGCGGUCUUCAUUUUGGCAUCAGAACACGGUCAUCAACAGGACACUGCCAAUACCUGACUGACAACAUAUUGAAGUAAAAAAGGAAGCUUUCUACCUGUUACAUAAAUCCAUACACAGAACAUUCAUUCACUUAAAGCAUUUUGUCUUAAGAUGCUCAAAAGCUAUUUUAUGUUGCUUGAUACUUUAGGAAAUGUUAUACUGGUAUAUCACAAAGGUAGGUGAUUAAUAUUCACAGCAUUUUAGCGAAUCUCAUUUGACAUUAAUAUACAUGUACAUAUUUUAUAGAGAACAAGAUAAAUUAAACUUCUAUAUAUUUUUAACUUUGCAUUCCACACAGGAAAUACAGAAUGACUGUAAUCAGUAAAAUAUAAGGAUAAGCUGAGAAAGUGUAGCAAAAGGGAAACUGUUAAGAUGUGCUUCGGUACAUUGGGCAGGACAGUCUUCAGCACGGAUCUCUCAAGUCCAUUUUCCCCCAAAACUCCUCAGGUUGGAUUUGCUGGACACAAAUUUAGCCUAAUGUUGGACUAAAGGGGUUAAUAGGUAGAAUUCCACACCGUAAGUCUUUUAAUUUGAGUAAACACUUUACUGCAGGAAAGCUUAUGAAGCUGUUUAGAAUCUUUCUGAAUGUUAUGUAGUGUGUUAUGUGUCCUUUACUCACACAGAAGGACUAAAUCAUACUGCAAGUUGUUGUACAGUCUUGUGCAAAAGUUUGGUCAGAUGACAUUUUGUUGAUUUUCUAAGCGAAAAUAAGUGAACACAUCCUCUACAGAGAACACACUUCUGCACAUUUUAAUACACACUUUCUGUUUAUUUGUUAAUUUAAGAUAUUGGAAAAUAAAAACAUUAAAUGUAGCUUGGGCAAAAGUUAUGGCACAUUUUCUAUUUUAUGUAUUAUUUUAUGUUGAAAUUGUGCACUAAAAUAUCUAAUGCCAUACUAAAAACCCAUAUUUUACUUUGUUCCCUGUAGAAGAUGUGUUAACUUACUUAAUUUGACCGUUCAAACUUUUGCAUACAAAUGUAUAUAACAUUCAUAAAGGCUUUGGUGAAUGACAACAUAGGCAAUCCAGUGAAUCUCACAACAUCAACACUUUCUGUCCUUUUUGAACUAGGUAAUAUGUGGGGGGGGCAUUUCACUGACAGUAUUUAUUUUACCAAGCAGCCAGAACUGUUUCUAUCUGCAAUAAAAUGUGAAGGAGCAUGAACAAUUUCUACAUAAAAA